GUCGCGAGACUUGGGCGGCAAGCCGCCUCCGGUAGCUAGCGAUGGCGAGCCUGGGGACUGAGGCUGAGCGGGAGCCGCUGCUAGGCCCCCGCGCCCCCGGAAGCAGAGAAGCAGACGUUAUAGAAACUGAAGAACACUAUAGAAGCCGAUGGAGAUCUAUUAGGGUUCUGUAUCUUACUAUGUUUCUCAGCAGUGUGGGAUUUUCUAUUGUGAUCAUGUCAAUAUGGCCGUAUCUCCAAAAGAUUGAUCAGACAGCUGAUGCAAGUUUUUUGGGCUGGGUUAUUGCUUCAUUUAGUCUUGGCCAGAUGGUAGCUUCACCUAUAUUUGGCCUAUGGUCUAAUCAUAGGCCGAGGAAAGAACCUCUCAUUGUCUCCAUCUGUAUCUCGGUGGCAGCCAACUGCCUCUAUGCUUAUGUCCACAUCCCGGCUUCUCAUAAUAAAUACUACAUGUUGGUUGCUCGUGGAUUGGUGGGAUUUGGAGCAGGAAAUGUGGCAGUUGUUAGAUCAUACAUUGCUGGUGCCACUUCCCUUCAGGAAAGAACAAGUUCCAUGGCGAAUACAAGCACAUGCCAAGCAUUAGGCUUUAUUCUAGGUCCAGUUUUUCAGACUUGUUUUGCACUCAUUGGAGAGAAGGGUAUAACAUGGGAUGCGAUCAAGCUGGAGAUAAACAUGUACACUGCUCCGGUUUUACUUGGGGCCUUCCUGGGAGUUUUAAAUAUUAUCCUGAUCCUUACUGUAUUAAGAGAACAUCGAGUGGAUGACUCAGGACGACAGUGUAAAAGUAUUAAUUUUGAAGAAGCACACACAGAUGAAAUGCAGUUUCCCCAGGGAAGUAUUGACCAGGUUGCUGUUGUGGCCACCAAUGUUCUGUUCUUUGUGGUUCUAUUCAUCUUUGCCCUUUUUGAAACCAUUCUGACUCCAUUAACCAUGGACAUGUAUGCCUGGACUCAAGAACAAGCUGUGUUUUAUGAUGGGAUUAUACUGGCUGCUCUUGGAGUUGAGGCAGUUCUUGUUUUCAUGGGAGUUAAAAUACUUUCUAAGAAAAUUGGUGAGCGUGCUGUUCUUCUGGGAGGACUCAUCGUUGUGUUGGUUGGCUUCUUUAUCUUGUUGCCUUGGGGAAAUCAAUUUCCAAACAUUCAGUGGGAAGAUUUACAUAACAACUCAAUCCCUAAUACCACAUUUGGGGAAAUUAUUAUUGGUCUUUGGAAGUCUCCCAGAGAAGAUCACAGUGAAGGACCAACUGGCUGUCCAAUUGAGCAGGCAUGGUGCCUGUACACUCCCGUCAUCCACCUGGCCCAGUUCCUGGUGUCAGCUCUGCUCAUUGGAAUAGGCUAUCCAGCCUGCAACGUCAUGUCCUAUACUUUAUAUUCCAAAAUUCUCGGACCAAAGCCUCAGGUAUCACAGGGUGUGUACAUGGGCUGGCUAACAGCUUCUGGAAGUGCUGCUCGGAUUCUCGGGCCUGUGUUCAUCAGCCACGUGUACAGUUACUGGGGUCCGCGAUGGGCAUUCAGCCUGGUGUGUGGAAUCGUGCUGCUCACUAUCACUCUCCUGGCAGUGGUUUAUAAAAGACUCAUUGCGUUUUCUGUAAGGUAUGGGGGCAGUCAAGAGUAAAAGGGAUCAGAGUAGAACAACUUAAAAGGCACCGAAACUUCCUGCUGUGGGGCUCUGCUCCUGCCAGGAGCCAGUCUCUGAAAGUCAGGCUGGGGAGCCACUUAUUUUGACUGACAAGAGCACAGAUUGGAUAACAGAAGGAAUCUUACAGGGGAUUGAACAUGCUAGUGCUUGUGAGAACACUAAGAUUUGUAAGUUCUUUAUCUCAAAAAUGAAUUCCAGUAACACUUUUGAGGCUUUGUGUGAAUUAAUGAGAGGGUAGACAAUUAUACUCUUAAUAAAUGUAGGAAAUAAGUGUGAAACUAUGCUUUUUAAUAAAAACUGCACAGGUUUCAUGAAAAUACAGUAUCUAUGUAAUAGAACUAGAAGGUUAUAUAUGAAUUAGCUAUGGCAGAAUGAAAUUGUAGAUAUUUUUCUACUUAAAUAUUUUUAUUUGAUGGUAUUUUAUUUAAAAUAAAUUUUAUAUGAUCAGGUUUGCAUCUGGAAUAAAAAUCAAAAACCUUAAAUUCCUGUUUAACAGGCAUACAUUUUAUGUUGUCUUCAUUAAGUCCUAAUUUCACUUUUGCACCUGUCUGUUUUCAGUUUAGGAUUGCAGUAACACCCUACAUUAAUACAUGAGCAAGAACAAUGUUAGUUAUUUGACAAUAUAGUGCUAAUAUUUGAUCAUAAAGGGGAUUAAGAGAUCCAAAUCAAUUUCAAUAACUUAAUAGAGCUGACAACUUUUUUCUUUUAAGUGCUAAUCAAUGAUUUUUUAGAAAUUAACACAUAAGCCAGAUUAUGUUAUUGUAUAACUACUCUAAGCAAUAAAUGGUUUAUUAAAAUCACUAGUGUUGGGCCCAGUGAGAUAGCCUAAUGGCGAAAUUCUUGCUUUGCACAUACCAGGAUCCCAUACGGGCACUGGUUUGUA
Molecule: messenger RNA, 2517 nt
Organism: Ochotona curzoniae (black-lipped pika)
Lineage: Eukaryota; Metazoa; Chordata; Mammalia; Lagomorpha; Ochotonidae
Gene: MFSD8
Product: major facilitator superfamily domain containing 8
Exons: 12
Coding region: 42-1610 (522 amino acids)
Biological process (GO): transmembrane transport
Cellular component (GO): lysosomal membrane
Molecular function (GO): transmembrane transporter activity
Source: RefSeq, a predicted model, not a curated record